This is a messenger RNA of Zingiber officinale, 964 nucleotides long. Its product is annotated as protein MODIFIER OF SNC1 11-like. Gene Ontology annotation, cellular component: nucleus. Gene Ontology annotation, biological process: poly(A)+ mRNA export from nucleus. NCBI's taxonomy places the organism in Eukaryota, Viridiplantae, Streptophyta, Magnoliopsida, Zingiberales, Zingiberaceae. The record is from RefSeq and is a predicted model, not a curated record. Bases 94 to 708 code for a protein of 204 amino acids. The transcript is spliced from 5 exons.
CCUUGAUAUAUUUCCAUUGCCAAUCUCCCGACUUCCCGAUUCUUCGCAGGUGUCGUCCGAAACCCCAAGGGCUCGAUAGAAUCCGGGAAGGCCAUGGAUGCGCUGCGCUUGGAACCGGCGGUGGAGGAUCCUUCCGUUGGAGUGGCGACUUUGGUGAACAAGCUUCCGCCUCCAGCUGUACCCCUGGAAAACCCUACUUUUCCCCUAAGGCAGACCGAGGUUCUUGGAAUCUCGGAGGAGGUCGGGGAACCGACGGCGGCUAAGCUUGUUGGGCCCCGCCCAACUGGAGGAUCCGACUCAGCCAUGACGAAUGCUUCGGAGUCGAACCCUGUCACUGAUCUCGAGAAGAAGCUGCGGCGAGCCGAGAGAUUUGGGAUGCAGGUCGUGCUUUCUGAAGUAGAGAAGAGAAAUUCUCGAGCAGAGAGGUUUGGAACUGGUUCAAACUUUAGUGGAAGUAAGAUUGUUGGACAACCAGAGGAGGAAAAAAGAAAGGCACGUGCAGAGAGGUUUGGGCUUAAGGUAGAUGAUGUAGCUGAUGAGGAAGCAAAGAAGAAGGCUCGAUUGGAACGGUUUGCACCAAACUCAAAGCUGGAUACAUCAGAGGAGGAGAAAAGGAAGGCUAGAGCAAUCAGGUUUUCACAAGGUUCAACGAAAUUUAGUGGCCAAAGCAACUCUUAUCUGAAGGCUACGGUUGUACCUCCCACUUGAUUAGGGUUUGUAGCAGAUCAGUGUUUCCAUGAGAAGGUAGCAAGUUUCUCCGCGGUUUCACUAUCACAGCCACAAGAGUGCAGCAUAUGAAGUAAGCAUCACUUGCUAUGUAAAACAUGGUAUUCGUGACACUUGUGGGGCUUUCUCAUGGCCGUAGGUGGUGUGAGAUAUGUUUUGUCAAAAUGUGCUUUUGAAUCCAACUGGAAUACUUGCUUCUGAAAUCUUCAUACCCCAAAUUUUGUGCUUGACCUGCGAA